GUGACCUGCAGCGAGACCCCCCAGCCCACUGUUCUGCUGGACCUGUUGGAGAUGACUUGUUUCAUUGGCAAGCCACUAUUAUGGGACCUAUUUGUGCAGGUCACAAAGAUGUUGUGUGUUUUAAAACUCCCUGAUGUCAUCAUGAUCAACUGAAUUAUGUUGGAAAAUCCUACUCUUUGCAUCUGCAAAGAGAAACCACUUCUCGAGCCUGAUAGCGCGUAUCAAGGGGGAGUGUUCUUCCUCACAGUGCACUUUCCAACAGACUAUCCUUUCAAACCCCCAAAGAUUGCUUUUACAACAAAAAUAUACCAUCCAAACAUAAACAGUAAUGGGAGUAUUUGUCUUGAUAUCCUGAGGUCACAAUGGUCACCAGCUCUGACUGUAUCUAAAGUUUUAUUGUCCAUAUGCUCCUUACUUUGUGAUCCUAAUCCAGAUGAUCCUUUAGUACCGGAUAUUGCACAGAUCUACAAGUCAGACAAGGAAAAAUACAACAGACACGCAAGGGAAUGGACUCAGAAAUAUGCAAUGUAAACUUGUGAAGACUUUUUCAUAUACCACAGAGUACUGUAAAUUCUAGUUUUUUCAAACUUAGAAGGAAAUGGAGCACAGUUUACUGUUUCAACCUACCAUUGUGCCCCUUGAAUAUUUUAUUUUUCCACCCAUGUAAGUGUGUUUCUGGAGCAGGGGAAAACUUCCAAAAAUAACCUUUGGACUGUGACGAGAAUAUUUAUCCUCUUUGUAUGCUUUGCAGAAGACAUUUAUUAUGGUUUUUAAGAGUUGGACAUCUGCAUCUUCAGACUACAAGAUCCUUAUUGCAGUUGUAAAGCAGCCAAAUUAUUUUUGCUGGAGAAAAGUAGCUGUUUUUAAGUGAUGAAUACUGUAUGCGUGUCUUUAAGAUAUAUUGUCUGUUUCAUAAGUGUGUUUGGAUUUCAUUUUGCUAGUUCACUUAUAAUUUGUUUUUAAUUGUAUAGACUAAAUAUAUUUUAUUUACGGUGUAAGUCAUUUCAUUUUAGACUGACUCUCGUGCACAGUAUUGACAAGAUACAACUGCUAGUAAUGAAAGUAAUUGGGAUAUCCUGCCCACUGGGAUGCUCUAAAGACUGACUACAGAUUUCUUAAAACCUAAAAUGAUCUUUGCACUGUAAUUCUUUGUAUGCUGAUUAUGGAGAAACACUUGGGUUUGAUUCUGUUGCAUACUUGACUUAAUUUUAUUGCAAUGUGAACUAAUUGCACUGCUAGGUAGAGAAAUAUGUAACCUUUUUGUUGCGUUUCACAACUGAUUUUUGACAUGUGGGCAACAUAACACUCAGACCUUUUACAGAUCUAAAUGUAGCCUUUUCCAUAUAAAUAAAAUGAAUUUUCUACUA
Lagopus leucura (white-tailed ptarmigan) is the source of this 1367-nucleotide messenger RNA. It is a transcript of the gene UBE2D1, whose product is annotated as ubiquitin conjugating enzyme E2 D1. Gene Ontology annotation, biological process: protein polyubiquitination; ubiquitin-dependent protein catabolic process. Bases 157 to 531 code for a protein of 124 amino acids. The transcript is spliced from 7 exons. The record is from RefSeq and is a predicted model, not a curated record. Gene Ontology annotation, molecular function: ubiquitin conjugating enzyme activity. Gene Ontology annotation, cellular component: nucleus. NCBI's taxonomy places the organism in Eukaryota, Metazoa, Chordata, Aves, Galliformes, Phasianidae.